CCAGCUUUAUAUACUCCUGCUGCCUCAGGCAAGAGACCUCCUUCCCCCUGAGAGACCAUGUGGGCCAGGCUUCUUCUCGUUGGGGUGCUCCUCUCCUUCUCUGCUGACCUCCAUGCUGCCAGUGGUGGAGAUGGUGAUGAAGAGAGCCUGAGACCUCUGAACAUAAACCCCGGCUACUGCCCCACUGCCUGCCCCAUGGCCCUGGAGCCCUGCCGGGUCUUCUGCCUGGAUGAUGUCGCCUGUGGUCCCGGGGAGAAAUGCUGCCUCCAGGACUGCCAGCUGCGGUGCCUGGCGGCAGAGCGAGUCCGGCCAGGCCUGUGCCCGAGGAGGAGGGUGCUGCCCAGCGGGACCCCCUGCCCGAACCGAUGUGAGGACGACAGAGGCUGCCCCCCUGGCCAGAAGUGCUGCUUCACCGGCUGCGGGCUGGAGUGCCUGCGACCCAGAGCAGAAGGUCCUGGUGUUUGCACAGACCCACCGACACCAAAAUGCCAAGAUCGCUGCAGAGAUGACUCCGAUUGUGCAAAGGAGGAGAGGUGUCGCCCCACGGCUUGUGGCUUCCAGUGCCAAGGGCCUCCUCCAGGUACUCCUGGCUUUGCACAGGCCUCCCAGGGACCUCACCCCAAGCCUAAGGAAGUGGAGGGGAAGACACCUAGAAAGCCCGGAGUGUGUCCCUUGCUGUUGCGGGGGUCCCUGGGACCCUGUGUGGGAAAGAUGCUGAAGACCUGCACUCAUGACUUUGACUGCGAGGAAGCCAAAAAGUGCUGUUCAAACGGCUGCAGGAUGGUCUGCAAGGAGCCAGGAGAAGGUCAGCUGGCCAACUGGAGGUAGAGAGACCCUGAAGCCUUCCUCCUCCUCCUCCUCCUCCUCCUCCUCCUCCAUUCCCCCAUCUGUUCCAGCAUCUCCCCCAACGCCCUGGGAAGCCCGGGGCUUGGGGCCAUUACCAUCAGUUCCCCACAGAAAGGGGCUGUUCUGAAGGACACUUCGGGGUCAAGCGAGGGUUCCUUCCUCAGAGUCUUCUCCUGAAGAAAAGGGGCAGCACCCUCUCCCCUCUCUUCUUAUUGGUCUUUGAAAUGCAUGCGAUUUUCAUGCCUUCCUCUGCUGCCCAUCCGUUGUGUGUUUCCGUGUCUUCUGUUUUCUCAAAUAAAAGUUUUAGAUUAGCAAUUUUCAAAGGGUUUUUUUGUAACCAUGUCAGAGCAGUUACAGCUACCCAACACAUCAGAAUGGAGAGACAGGAACCUUCGUAAGUCCCUCUAUCAAUAGACUUGUGUUGGAGCCUUCAGGUUCAGGGAAAAAAAAAUUGGGACUAUUCAGAGGAACAGGUUGAUUAGCUUUGGGAUAUAAAGAUUCAUGAAUAUUGAACUUUUUGAGAUGUGACCUUAGGUUUGAAUAUAUGUAUAUGUAUAUGUAUAUGUAUAUGUAUAUGUAUAUGUAUAUGUAUAUGUAUAUGUAUAUGUAUAUGUAUAUGUAUAUGUAUAUGUAUAUAUGUAUAUGUAUAUAUAUCAGGGGUGGGUUCCAAAUUUUUUUACUACCGGUUAUGUGGUUUAUUUUGUGGGCAUGGCUUGGUGGUCAUGU
Messenger RNA from Ahaetulla prasina, 1572 nucleotides. It is a transcript of the gene WFDC3, whose product is annotated as WAP four-disulfide core domain 3. Gene Ontology annotation, molecular function: peptidase inhibitor activity. The transcript has 5 exons. The record is from RefSeq and is a predicted model, not a curated record. The coding region runs from base 58 to 828 and encodes 256 amino acids. Gene Ontology annotation, cellular component: extracellular region. NCBI's taxonomy places the organism in Eukaryota, Metazoa, Chordata, Lepidosauria, Squamata, Colubridae.